Thelazia callipaeda (thelaziosis nematode) is the source of this 3336-nucleotide messenger RNA. The record is from the annotation of a GenBank genome assembly. NCBI's taxonomy places the organism in Eukaryota, Metazoa, Nematoda, Chromadorea, Rhabditida, Thelaziidae.
AUGGCUAAGGAUGAGAACGAUAUGGCGGAGCCGUCGUCAAGUGACGCUAUAAUCGCUUCGCUCAUUAAUGAUGUUCGCAGAACAAAUGAGCCUUUUGACGUGAAAAAUUUAAUCAGUGGCAAAUCUGAAGCUGGAAAUAAAAUGGAAGGAGAAAGUGAUGUCAGUUUUUCGUCAUCCUGCAUGGAAAGCAAAAAAUGUAGGCGUCAUAAAGAGAAGAAGAUCAGGAAAAACAAGAAGACAAAGCACAAAUCAAGGCCUAAGUCUAGAUCACCAUCAGCAAAAAAGAAAAAAUACAAAAGUCGUAGUAAUUCUAGUUUGGAAGAAGAAGAUUUCGAUCGCAGUAUGAAAAUUGUAAAUUAUGCUAUACCACCAUCUGUUGAAGCCAUUAUGGAAAAGAUCUCAGAUGAUGAAGAUGAUCUUCCUGUUGGCGCUGAUUUUCUCAGUGUCAAUGCAAGCAGUUCAAAAAUAAACGAGAAAGUUGAAGAAUUGCUUCAGGAUGUUCCUAUUGCUGUGAGAAAUAAAACAAAAGAAUUUAAGGUUAAUGAAGAAGUAUUUCCUUUGGCUAAAAAAAGAAAGAAAUCUGAAAGUCCACCUGUGGUAAGAAAGCCUCGUCCAUUGUCGGAAAUAUUAGCUAAAGUACGAGCUGAAAGGGAUAAUGCUUUCAUCCCUCGUAAUAUCAAAUUGAAACAAGAAAAUGGACGAAGUGGUACUGGACCGCCUGCCGAUUUGCUUAGUCAUUCAUGUUCAAAAGGUAGUGGCAGUAAACCUAAUGACGUGGAAUAUGGCCCAAAACCGCUGGGAGCUCUUCAGCCCAUUUCCGAUGAUGAUAAUGAUGAUUUAUUAGUCUCAUCUCGGAAAGUACAGGAGCCAGUAAUUUCGCAGUCUGUCAGAACUACGAACACCACUAAGAUAUUAAUGAAUAAUGCAGAAAAAGGUCGGACAGCAAUACGUGAAGAACUUCCACAUAGUCGUGUCAAUAUAUGUUCUUCAAAUGGUGGUAGCACGGAAGAAACGAUCAGCGAUAGACAUUCAGCAUCAGAGCAGGAAUUAAGUGGAAAAGAGAGCGAACGAGGGAUAUGUGGAAAAAAAAGGAGGGAAAGGAAAUACAAGAAACGUGACACACGAUAUUCAAGACGCUCCAAUUCUUCAACAUCCGACAGUGAAAAAGAAUGGAAUCAUUUGCUUAAAAAUUUAAUAAUUUCUAGGAACAAAAUCAUGGAGCAUUCACAAGCUUCACGACGAGAGUUUGAUAGGAAUCGUCGACGGCAGAGUAGUUUUUUAUUGUCAUAUUACGUGGAUAGUAAUAAAAAAGUUCAUGAAGGAUCAAAAUGGCGUUGGAGUCGUGGAGACAAAGAUUCUAAUGCAGUACCCACAAUUCUACGAUCAAAAAAUUGGCGCCAAUACUCCACGAAAAGCCCUUAUACAGAACGUAAACGGAGGAGGUCGUCAUCAAGCUCAUAUUCUCGAACACAUUCACGUACAAGAUCGUCAUCAGAAAUUUCUUCGAGAAGCUCGCAUUCAUCUUACUAUCGUGGGUCUCAUCAUCGUCACGGUCAGCACUAUCAUCGUCGGGAUCGAAGAAGUAGCAGUAGACGACGAUGUGAUGAUGAUUCAAACUGCCUUAAAAUUGACAAGAAAAAAUUGUUAGAAAUUGCUCGAAAAAAUGCCGCACAAAUGGCACAACUUGGUCAUUUACCAAACACCACUGAGGCUAAAACCCAGCUAAAAUCUGGGGGACAGUCUGUCGAUCAGCUUGUCGUUUUUUGCCAAAAAUUGCAACAAUCGCAAGAUAAAGAUGAACGGCGGCAAAAGGGUGAAGUUGUAUCAAGUGACGAUGAAGAUCUGGCACCAAGAAGAAAAAAAAAUGAAGAUGAGAUCGAUUUUGUAAAGCAUCCUUUUGCUUUAAAACCCACGGCUCCAAUCACAAUAAACAUUCCAAAUUCAAUCCCUCUUCCAAUUAAAACACCUGCCCAGAGGACAUUAGAAGAAAGUCAAUUACGCAUCACUUAUCCAGUUUCUUCGGGAUUGCAGCAUCGAGAAAAAGAUAGCGAAUGGGUACCCGUUAAAAAGGAAGAAAUACCGUCAGUAUGUAAUUCAUCGCAAAAAUCAAAGCUAUCAUCUGUUGCUCAACUCAGUGAAGACGAAAAAGUAUGCUAUAAUUUUAACUUGACAAAUUCGAAAAGUUUAAUUCUUAUAGAAAUUCAUUUAUAUUUAAUUGUAUAUCAUCGAACGAUUACUUCAGUCUUCAGUGAUUUUGGUACCAUUACUGCCGAUAUGUUCGUGCUGCCACCACCUCCCACUCCUCCAGUUCUAGCAUCAUUUACUCAACCUGCUUCUUAUUUGCUACAUUUACCACCUCCACCCCCUCCACCUGAUUUGGGUGCUGAAUAUGCUAACCCAUCAUCACAUAAUCAGUCACAGAACAUUACCGGCAACUUAAAUUAUGGUAAUGUUGUCACUGUGCCGGAGGAAGAGUCUGUAUUCAGGGAAUCAAAAUCCCUUCAUACGCCGUCAAAUGUUGGCAGGGUGAUGGCAGAUCGAGUAAGAGCAACUAAGAUGUUAGCGAAAGAUCCGAAUGACUAUCAAGCAAGACGUCUGUUGAAUGAAGCCGACCAACAGGCAAUCCUUUUAAUUAUACAGACUUUAAGAAAGAUAUGGGACUUGGCAGUGAAUAUAAUACAUUUCUCAUGUGAUUAUUUAUUCCACCUUCCAAACCUCUGUGUCCUAUUUCAUGAUCUAGAGAUUAAUGCGUGGGCUGAAAGUAAAAGAAGUUUACCUGGCAAAUUCACAGGGUCGACCGGUGUUGAAGUGUUAAAUGCUCAUCAGCUUGGCCCAAAUAACUCACGUUUCAGUCUUUGGGCAAAAAAGGAUUUUUUAAAGCAAGCAAAUGUUGUCAAUAGUGAUGUGGGUUUGAAGUUGAUGCAAAAAAUGGGUUGGACACCUGGUGAAGGUUUGGGAAAAGGGAAAGAUGGUCCUCUUGAACCUUUAAUGUUGGAUAUCAAAUCAGACAGAAAAGGUUUGGUUGCUACAGAAGAACUUCAAGGGUUAAAAAAGUCGCGCUCAAAUUUCUGCUGUAAUGUCACUGGUAAACAUCCAGUAUCGAUGCUCAUGGAAUAUUGUUCCAAAAAAAAAUGGCCGACACCAAAGUUUACUUGCUUGGAAACUGGGCCACCGAAUAAUCGUCGCUUUCUGUGGAAGGCAGUGGUCAAUGAUGUUGAAUAUCAACCCGCUAUUCCAUCAAGUAGCAAAAAAACUGGAAAAGCACAUGCUUGUCAAAUAGCCUUGCAGUCUUUAGGUUUGCUUGCACGUGAUUCUCCAUUGCCAGUUCUCUUGUAA